UAUACAUACCGUGGUCCUGUUUUCCUGGAGCCAGCAAAGACAGUUUAGGGCUCCCAGAAAUCUACAAAGGCCCUUAGACUAAUUUCGAGGCUCCAGUUGGAGCUGGACCGUCUGUAGGCCCCAUCCCCUCCAGCAGACCCAGCCCAGUCCUGCUGUCACAGGGAGGCCCUCAGGAAGCCCUCCAGGGAGAAGGGCUGCGGCCGCCACGGAGGCAGGAUGGUCCUGGCUGGCCUCUGGGCUGUCCUUCUGUGGGCCUAUGUCCUAGGCCACCCAAAGCAAACAACAUCUGGAGGAGAGGAUAUGAGAAACUGUUCUGUGACCCCACCGUAUCUUCCAGUCACAGCUGUCAACACCACUGCCCGGCUCAAGGACCUUCGGCAGCAGUUGGAGGCCAACGGUCUUGAUGCCUACAUCAUUCCUGACACGGACGCUCACAUGAGCGAGUACAUUGCCAAACAUGAUGAGAGACUCAGGUGGAUCUCCGGUUUCAGUGGUUCUGCAGGAAAUGCAGUGGUGACCAAGGGGAAAGCAGCUCUGUGGACCGACAGCCGCUAUUGGAUUCAGGCUGAACGGCAAAUGGAUUGCAACUGGGAGCUGCAUAAGCAGGUUGGUACUUCGCCCAUGUCAACAUGGAUCCUGGCAGAGGUUCCAGCUGGAGGCCAAAUUGGCAUUGACCCCUUCCUCUUCUCCAUCGACACAUGGAAGAGUUUUGAACUUCACCUUCAAGGUUCCAACAGAAGCUUGGUGUCCAUCAAAGACAACCUUGUGGACCAGGUUUGGGGGACAGAGAGGCCUGCCAUUCCCAGUGAGCCAAUUUUCUACCUUCAGGAGAAGUUCACAGGGAGCACGUGGCAGGAUAAAGUCACAGGAAUCCGAAACCAGAUGCAAAAGCACACAAAAGCCCCCACAGCCGUCCUGCUAUCUGCUCUGGAUGAGACAGCUUGGCUCUUCAAUCUUCGAAGCAAUGAUAUUCCUUACAACCCCUUCUUCUAUUCCUACACCCUACUGACCAACUCCUCCAUCAGGUUAUUUGUGAAUGCGAGCCGGCUGAGCAGUGAUGUCCUACAGUACCUGAAUUCAGAUUGCACAGGCCCGUUGUGUGUACAAAUUGAAGAUUAUGGCCGGAUCCAAGAAAGAGUCCAGGAGUAUGCCGCAGGAGAUGUACGGGUCUGGAUUGGAACUGAAUACACCACCUAUGGGCUCUAUGGGGUCAUACCCCAGGAGAAACUUGUAGAGGACUCCUACUCCCCCGUGAUGGUGGCCAAAUCAGUGAAGAACGAGAAGGAGCAGGAGCUACUCAGGGCUGCCCAUGUGCGGGAUGCUGUGGCUGUGAUCAGGUACCUGGUGUGGCUGGAGAAGAAUGUGCCCCAGGGCACCGUGGAUGAAUUCUCAGGGGCAGAACAGGUGAACAAGUUCCGGGGAGAAGAAGAAUUCUCAGCAGGGCCCAGUUUUGAAACCAUCUCAGCCAGCGGCCUGAAUGCUGCCCUGGCCCACUACAGUCCAACCAAGGAGAUCCACCGCAACCUGUCACGAGACGAGAUGUACCUGCUGGACUCUGGAGGGCAAUAUUGGGAUGGAACAACAGACAUCACCAGGACAGUCCACUGGGGGAUCCCUUCUUCUUUCCAAAAGGAAGCCUAUACCAGGGUGCUGAUGGGAAACAUCGACCUGUCUAGACUUGUCUUCCCCUCCUCCACAUCAGGGCGAGUAGUGGAGGCUUUUGCCCGAAGAGCCCUGUGGGAAGCUGGUCUCAAUUAUGGCCAUGGCACAGGGCAUGGCAUUGGCAACUUCCUCUCCGUACAUGAAUGGCCAGUGGGCUUCCAAUCCAAUAACAUUGCUAUGACCAAAGGCAUGUUCACAUCCAUAGAACCCGGUUACUACCAAGAUGGAGAAUUUGGGAUCCGUAUCGAAGAUGUGGCUCUGGUGGUAGAAGCUCAGACCAAGUAUGGAGGAUCCUACCUGACCUUUGAGGUGUUGUCCCUGGUACCCUACAGUCGGAACCUCAUCGAUACUAGCCUGCUGCUGCCAGAUCAGCUCAAGUACCUGAACCAAUACUAUGAGACCAUCCGGCAGAAAAUUGGUCCUGAGCUACAGCAGCGGAACUUGAAAGAAGAGCAUGAGUGGCUUUUGGAGAAUACGCAGCCACUGGCCUACAGCAGCAGCAGCAGGGCCCACCUUCCCACCUCACUGACCCUCCUGCUGGUGGCUGCCCUCGUGGCCACCCUGGGCCAGAGCCUAUAGUGAGGCGACCUCACGGCAUUCCCCCCAGUCCCCCCAGAGCUGAGAGCAGCCCCUGCCUCAAAUCCUUCAAUCUGCAACCUUCAGGGAAGAAAAUGCCAGCCAGAAACUGGUUCUCCCUCUCCCUCCCCAUACCAAGUCAGAGGCCUUCUCAUCCUGGACUUCCUGAACCUGGCCCUAAGCCAGGUUGUUCUACCCAGAGGAGUCUAGGCACUUCCCAGGAGUCUAAGCCUCUGGGUUAGGAACCUAAGGUGGGUUUUACUUUGAAAAAAUUGAUUUGUUUUUUACAUUUACUCUCACUUUUCAAUGAAAUUGUCAGAUUUCUCUGUCUGGAAUCAAAGGGCUUGGGUUUGAAUCCUAACUCCACUACUUGCUACCCGUGUGACCUUGGGCAUAUGACAAUCUCUCUGUACCUCAGUUUUCUCAUCUGUGAAAUAACCGGAAGAUUGCACUAGAUGACUUCAGUGAUUCCCUUCCUUGUUCUAAAUCGAUGUUCCUAUGAUCUCCCCUCCACAGAACUCCCCCUUGUAACAACUUAAGCAAAACCAAUCUAUGUGUUAGCCAUGCAUGACAAAGUAGCUGUAGCCCAUUCAUUCCACACUAAUAGUUGGCCAGCUCUUUGCUAAAAGUCAUUGGAAGUCCUGAGUGGUCACUGCAUUGAUCAGUUCCAAAGUUUGCCAUUAUUGUUUUCCUUGA
Molecule: messenger RNA, 2934 nt
Organism: Dromiciops gliroides (monito del monte)
Lineage: Eukaryota; Metazoa; Chordata; Mammalia; Microbiotheria; Microbiotheriidae
Gene: XPNPEP2
Product: X-prolyl aminopeptidase 2
Exons: 21
Coding region: 217-2241 (674 amino acids)
Molecular function (GO): metalloaminopeptidase activity
Source: RefSeq, a predicted model, not a curated record